AUGGGAAAAGGGGAAGAAAACUUGCAGCUCUCAAUUCCAUCUAGCUCAAAUCCCCCAGAUGCUAAUGCUGGUUACCCAUUUCAAUAUGGGAUGGGUCAUCCGAGUCCUCUCAUGGCUAUAAGCUCUGCAAUAGAUUUGCCGAUUUGUAAAGAGGAUACAUGUGGGUGUGAAGAAACUGAAACACCCAGUUCCUCCUCUAGAGUGCAUGAACAUGGUGAAGAGGAGAGGCCAGACCUACAUGAAACCGAGUAUGGCACUGUCGGUUCACCUUCGUUAGACCAAUUGGAUGGUGGCUCACCUCCGUUAGGGCAAAUGGAGGGUGGUGAUAUGAUUAUGGAGCCAAAAUCGGGGAUGGAGUUUGAUUCUUUUGAGGAAUUAACGGAGUAUUAUAGGCUAUAUGCUAAGAAAUGCGGUUUUGGAUCCAUGACACAACGAAGUGAGAGAGAUGACGAACGAAAUGUCAGAUAUGUCACCAUUGGUUGUACUCAUGGGGGAAAAGCGCGGAAUAGGACAAUGAAUGUCGCCAAGCCACGUCCGACAGGGAAAACUGACUGUAAGGCUCGGAUUAAUGCCUUAAAAGUCCAGAGGAAGAUGCGGUUGACCACAGUCCAUAAUACCCAUAAUCAUGGGUUGAGUCCACAGAAAUCCCAGUUCUUCCGAUGUAAUCGGGAAGUUAGUGAGGCCGUAAAAAGAGUACUAGAUACUAACGACCUUGCUGGCAUUCGAAUGAACAAGAGCUUCGGAUCUCUUGUUGUUGGUGCGGGAGGAUUUGAGAACCUCCCAUUUUUGAAAAAGGAUUAUCGUAACUACAUCGACAAGGCAAGAUAUUUACGACUUGGAGCAGGUGGUGCUGGAGCGCUUCGAGACUAUUUUGCGAGGAUGCAAUACAAGAAUCCCGGAUUCUUUGCCUUGAUGGAUUUAGAUGAUGAUGGGAGGUUGAAGAAUGUAUUUUGGGCAGAUCCACGCAGCAGGGCAGCUUAUCAAGAUUUUGGUGAUGUGGUAACGUUUGACACCACGUACCUAACAAACAGGUAUGGAAUGCCCUUUGCACCCUUUGUUGGUGUAAACCAUCACAGGCAAUCGAUUCUCUUUGGAGCAGGGUUAAUUUCCAGUGAAGACACAGAGACUUUUACAUGGUUAUUUCAGACCUGA
Messenger RNA from Carya illinoinensis, 1152 nucleotides. RefSeq names its product protein FAR-RED IMPAIRED RESPONSE 1-like. NCBI's taxonomy places the organism in Eukaryota, Viridiplantae, Streptophyta, Magnoliopsida, Fagales, Juglandaceae. The transcript is spliced from 2 exons. The record is from RefSeq and is a predicted model, not a curated record. Bases 1 to 1152 code for a protein of 383 amino acids.